AUGUUCAACCCCCGUCGCGCGUGGAUGAUGGUGGUCUGGGCCGUCCUGCUGUCGCUAUGGCUUACGUCGGCGCAGGCUAUGCGAGACUACCAAAUUAAAGAGCUCAGACAAGAAACAGAACACAUGUUCUACCAUGGUUUCGAGAACUACCUUGAUCACGCCUUUCCCGAAGACGAAUUGCGCCCGUUGACCUGUGGCCCCUUGACCCGUGACGAAAAGAACAAUGAACAUAACGAUGUCCUCGGAAAUUACUCCUUGACGUUGAUCGACAGCUUAUCGACAUUGGCGAUCUUGUCGUCAAGUCCGGAGAGUGGCGAUCGCGCUCUGUCGAAUUUCCAGGGCGGUGUGAAGGAGUUUGUGAGGCUCUAUGGUGAUGGAUCGCAGGGCCCUGCUGGUCAGGGUGAGAGAACCAGGGGUUUCGAUAUCGAUAGCAAGGUGCAGGUAUUUGAGACUGUGAUUCGAGGACUCGGCGGACUCCUAAGUUCACACUUAUUUGCUAUCGGUGAACUACCCAUUACAGGAUAUAACCCGCCAGAACGGGAUGCCGAAUAUGCCAGCGCCUGGGACAAAAGCGGAUUCUCCAAGCAAGACCAUGGCAUUAUGUGGGAGGAUGGAUUCGUAUACGACGGGCAAUUACUCCGAUUGGCAGUUGAUCUAGUGCAUCGUCUGCUCCCUGCUUUUUAUACGGAAACCGGCCUUCCUUACCCUCGAGUGAAUCUGCGACACGGUAUUCCAUUCUACGAGAACUCUCCUCUGAAUGCCAACUCCAGCAAGAAAAAGGAAAAGGACAAAAAGCGGAAAUAUGCGUAUAUGAACUCUGCAGAAAUCACGGAGACAUGCAGUGCCGGCGCUGGCAGUCUUACCCUGGAAUUCACUGUUCUCAGCAGAUUAACUGGUGAUGGCCGGUAUGAGGAAUUGGCUAAAAGAGCAUUCUGGGCAGUUUGGGCCCGUCGAAGUGAGAUUGGACUCGUUGGAUUUGGGAUAGAUGCAGAAUCUGGGAAAUGGGUGGGACCCUAUUCAGGAAUUGGUGCUGGAAUUGACAGCUUCUUUGAAUAUGCGGUCAAAUCACACGUUCUCCUUUCCGAGGGGAGCGCCCGCCUUUUGACACUUCCAGCCCUUGGAGUCUGGGAAGAUUCCCAUACCUCGAUCAAUCGACAUCUGUACCGUGGGGAGGGAUAUCAACAUCCUCAUCUCGUUGUUGGAGAUGUCUCCACCGGCGCGACGCGGGCCUUUUGGAUCGAUAGCUUGAGUGCUUACUACCCGGGCUUGCUUGCCCUGGAUGGCAAAGUAGACGAAGCAAUUCAAAUCCAUCUCCUCACCACAGCCAUCUGGACACGCUUCUCGGCCCUUCCCGAGCGGUGGAACGUGGCCACGGGUGAUAUUGACGGAGGUCUUGCCUGGUAUGGAGGUCGACCUGAAUUUAUCGAAUCAACCUACUACAUCUACCGAUCUACACAAGACCCAUGGUACCUGCAUGUUGGAGAAAUGGUUCUUCGUGACCUCAAGAGACGCUGUUGGACCCAAUGUGGAUGGGCAGGUCUCCGGAAUGUCCAAACUGGCGAGAUGAUCGAUCGCAUGGAGAGCUUCUUCUUGGGUGAAACGGCCAAGUAUAUGUUUCUCCUUUUCACUCCGGAUCACCCAUUGAACAAAAUCGAUGCGCCGUGGGUUUUCAACACCGAAGGCCAUCCUCUGAUCAUCCCGAAGAAAAGAACUGCUCCCAAGCAGCCCUCCCGCCAGGCGCAAUCGUGGUCUUCUGAAAACCCCCCUCAAGAUACUUGUCAAGCUAUCACCGCGCCUAUUUUCGGCGUGUCUUUUACUGCUUCUCGACCUGAUAUAUUCCAUGCUGCCAGCCUGGCGCGUCUACAUCUUCGACCUCGUCGUGGAGCACCCGAGGGCCCCAUUCUCGGGAAAUCGCCCGAGCACCAGAGCGUGUUUGUUUCCGAUUUGUCGUCUCCUACAAACUAUACCUUCUAUCCUUGGACACUUCCGCCGCAACUCGUCCCGUUCGACGCAGUUAGUGCACCGAUGGCCAUGCGUCCCACAUUGGACAUAUCAUUCCCAUCUCUUCCAGGCGGCGUCAAUCUCGGCCCCGGGGCUCUAGAGCGAGUGCGAGACGGUAUUCUAGUCAAAACAAUCGGAGGGCUCCGCUUGAGCAUGGUACAGGACGUCUCUCUUGGCCACGAGAACGAAGAUGGAUACCGGGUGCAAGUGAUCAACAAUGUACCGCUUGGAAAGGAUGAGAAGGUAUACAUCUCUCGCCAGGUCACCUUUGAUGUCGUCGAUCCGUAUGAUCCGAACUUCACCCGGGUUCGCGACACAGCCAUGCUAGACCUCGUCAUUGACGUUCUGCCAGAAACCUCUCGCCAGCGCAAUGCUUCAGCUACUCCAGGAGAUGAACCACAUGCAGCAGAGUCUUCAGAAAGUGAAGAAACUUCGGACCUUAACCUCGGCCGUCGCAAGCCCGCUCCCGCCGUCGUCGUUGACGACGAAAGCCCAGUCGACUCCCCCGAAUCAACAAUGAGAAGCAUGCUAUCAAACUUCGUCAACUCAGUCUCCGCCCUACUCCGCGAUGACUCCGAGCCCGAGGAAGACGACGACACCACCAAACCCCUCCGCCUCAGUCUCCCCGCCACCCUACCAACCGGUAUCGGCGCAGCACCACUCCCCGACGUCGAAGACGCAAUAACAAUGUCACUAUUCAGCAAACCCUCCAAAGACCGCCUAACCUGGUCAACGAUCUACUUCGCCAACGAAAUCUGCGACGACCGCAUCCUGCGAGACAUCGUACAAACACACGAAGUCCUCGUCAUAAAACGCGGCAGCUGUACAUUCUCGCAAAAGUUGCGCAAUAUCGCAGCAUUCCGGCCCUCACGCUCAGCACUGAAACUAGUCAUCGUCGUAUCCUGGGAUGAUGAAGAGUCCCAACAAUCUCCUCCCAGUUCUCCGCAAGAGAAUAUUGAGAAGGGAUCUGCGCCGUUGGCUGCGCUACGCGCUGAGUCGUCGCUUAUUAGACCCCAUCUUGAUGAGGGUCAGGUUUCGGCUAGUGGGAUUCCGCGUAAUCAUCUCGUUAGUUUGAUUAUGGUUGGUGGGGGUGAUGAGACGUAUGCGCUUUUGCAGUCUUCGACUGGGAUUGGGAUUAAGAGGCGGUAUACUAUGCGCUCUCAGGGUGUUCCUAUUGCGAAUUUGCACAUAAUUUAA
This is a messenger RNA of Penicillium cosmopolitanum, 3198 nucleotides long. Its product is annotated as glycoside hydrolase family 47 protein. Gene Ontology annotation, molecular function: mannosyl-oligosaccharide 1,2-alpha-mannosidase activity; calcium ion binding. The transcript is spliced from 5 exons. NCBI's taxonomy places the organism in Eukaryota, Fungi, Ascomycota, Eurotiomycetes, Eurotiales, Aspergillaceae. Bases 1 to 3198 code for a protein of 1065 amino acids. Gene Ontology annotation, cellular component: endoplasmic reticulum; membrane. Gene Ontology annotation, biological process: endoplasmic reticulum mannose trimming; mannose trimming involved in glycoprotein ERAD pathway; carbohydrate metabolic process. The record is from RefSeq and is a predicted model, not a curated record.